UGCGUUCCUCUCUCCGUGGGCAGAAUGUCUCAUGGAGGAGUUUGGGAUGCGUCUGUGAACAUCCACAGUUUGGAUGUGAAGGCAAGAGCGGGAUACAAUGGCAAGCGAUUUGAAGCCUCGGUUGUGUGUGAUGAAGAAAGGAGAGAACGGCUACGGGUUUCAUCUGCACGGAGAGAAAGGAAAAACCGGACAGUACAUACGGAAAGUGGAGCGCGAGUCCCCAGCUCAGUCAUCCGGACUGCGCGCGGGUGAUCGUUUGGUGGAGGUGAACGGCGAGAACGUGGAGAGAGAGACACACCAUCAGGUGGUGCAGCGGAUCAAAGCCGUGGAACAUGAGACCAGACUGCUGGUGGUUGAUCGAGAGACUGACGAGUACUUCCGCAGCCUGCGUCUCACCUGCACGGAAGAAAUGGCCAUCCGGAUGAGUCCUGCAGCCACGACCCCGUCUCCCUCACCGUCCACCAGUAAACAGGGCAACGGCUCGGUGUCCAAACGACUUGAGAUAUCCAAACCCAUCAGGAAACCUCCGUCACGAGCUCCUAAGAAGGAGGCUCAGCCCUCGUCGGUGUCCUCGACACGGGAUCCAUCUGAGCUUCUGCCGAGGCUGUGUCUCCUGGUGCGGUCCGAGAUGGGUUACGGCUUUAAUCUCCACAGCGAGAGGUCCAGACCGGGUCAGUACAUACGGGCUCUGGACCCCGGCUCACCCGCUGACCGCGCUGGACUCAAACCACAGGACAGACUCAUAGAGGUGAAUGGCGUGAACAUUGAAAGCAUGAGACAUGCUGAAGUUGUGGCCUUCAUCAAGAACGGCGGGAAUGAGACGCGGUUGCUAGUGGUGGAUCCGGAUACAGAUGAGCAUUUCAAAAAGAUGGCCAUCACUCCCACCAGCAUCCAUGUCAAAGAUUUUGACGAGUCCAUAACUAACGGCUCCUCCAGUCCACACGUGAACGGGACGUCCUCUCGAUCCACAUACUCAGACGGCAGCAGUCAGGACACCAACACACAGUUCUCGAGGGAGAGCAGCAGCCAUCUUCUCGACCCGUUUGAAGAAAUAGGUCUGUGUCUGAGCCCCACGGCGGCGGAGGCUAAAGAGAAAGCCCACGCCAAGCGCACCAGAAAGAGAGCGCCCCAGAUGGACUGGAACAAGAAGCAUGAGAUUUUUAGCAAUUUCUGAAUCUCCUUCCCAGAGACGCGCCCCCCACGUGUGUUGCAUUCAAAGCCCUGGACACCUGACUGCUUUUGAUGGAAAAGAGGCACCUAUUUUUGUAGAAAAUGAAAACUUGAAACAUAAGAAGUUGAACAACACACCCAGAGGGGAUGAUGCGAGUUACACAAUAGGAUUUCUGUCUUAUGAAUGGCUAAGAAAGUCAAAAAUUGAUGAUCAAGCUGCUCGUAAAGAAGGUUUUCUACAUGAUUUUGUGUUCAUGCUGUUUAUUCGGCCACUUCAAUAUAGCACGUUAACAAUAACCGUACAAAAUGGAAUACAAAAGCCAAAUGAGACUAUUAUACAGAACAGCGUGCAGACUGUGCUUCUGCAGAACAAAAUCAUGUUAUUGGAUUUAGAAGGACCAAAUUAAUGAAACUCGUUUUAUGUCGUUCAUGUUUUAUGUGAGUCAUCGGUAGAAUAAGAAUUGUUCUUUUGCCAAAGACACAACCUAUAAUCAACCUGAUCAGCUGAUGAGUUUCGAUUGUUUUGAAGGGACGUAUCACUGUUGGAUAUCAACUUUCUUGGAAUUACUUUAAAAAGGAAGAAAAAACUGGAGUGACCCAGAAAGGGGAAUCUGCAAAGGAAUUGCACUUCUUCAACACUAGAGAACACUGUUUAUGCACUUGUGGGCUUCAUUAUGAAGGAAGAAGGAAUACAGUAGAACAUGUUGAACCACCAGAGGGAGCAUCAUAACACGUGCUACUUUCUUACAGCGCGGUUGACUGCAAGAGAAGCGAAACUUCUGCAUCGAACAAGUGCAAAGUUGCAAGAUACGCCACAAAGAGUCACUGCUGUAUUUACAGUAUAUUCACUACUGGUGCAUUCUGGGAUGUGGAUACCGACAGACAGAUGGCAUGCAAGAAGUCACAAUCAUGCAAAGCCGAAUCGGUUUAGGAAGCGAAACAAACCUUGUAAAACAAUAAAAAGUAACGCAUACCUUAUCUAUAGAGGCAUGAGUUUGAGGAACUGACGUUUGAAACAGUUUGAUGCUGUGAGAGUCACUGAACUUUGUGCAUAAUGGAUUUAUGACAGUGACCCUCAAACUCAUCUCUGAAGGCGGUCUCUGUCACGGCUGAUUCUGGAUAUAACAUUGCCACCAUUAUUCGUUUGGAUUUUGGUAACGCGGACAAUCAUGAAAGCUUUUGAGAGAGCACUAUAUGCAUUUACUGCACACAUAUUGUGAUAUAUAGCAUCAGCAUUACUAUUAUUCAUCUUAAUAAUUCAUGAUAUGUUCCAUGUUUGAAAUUUAGUAUUAAUGUAGUCAAGUAGGCUAGUUUUUUUUCUUUUCCUUUUCUGUUGCUCCCCUAUGCCAGCAAUGAGCAGUAAUGGGAAAUCAUUUCCCAUCAGAAAUAUUCGUAUUAGUAUUAAUUUUUUCAAUAAAGUGUCACAAUCACAUUCUGAAUGAGAUUGUUGUGUUAAUUUAAAUGCAUUCAUCAGCAGAAAGUGUCACUGAGCACUUUAGUUUGUUUAGUAGUUUGGU
Sinocyclocheilus anshuiensis is the source of this 2687-nucleotide messenger RNA. Its product is annotated as Na(+)/H(+) exchange regulatory cofactor NHE-RF2. NCBI's taxonomy places the organism in Eukaryota, Metazoa, Chordata, Actinopteri, Cypriniformes, Cyprinidae. Gene Ontology annotation, cellular component: apical plasma membrane. Gene Ontology annotation, biological process: protein localization to plasma membrane. The record is from RefSeq and is a predicted model, not a curated record. Gene Ontology annotation, molecular function: protein-membrane adaptor activity; signaling receptor binding. The coding region runs from base 98 to 1174 and encodes 358 amino acids. The transcript is spliced from 7 exons.